This is a messenger RNA of Lytechinus pictus (painted urchin), 4702 nucleotides long. RefSeq names its product TIP41-like protein. The record is from RefSeq and is a predicted model, not a curated record. NCBI's taxonomy places the organism in Eukaryota, Metazoa, Echinodermata, Echinoidea, Temnopleuroida, Toxopneustidae. Gene Ontology annotation, cellular component: cytosol. The transcript has 6 exons. The coding region runs from base 423 to 1232 and encodes 269 amino acids. Gene Ontology annotation, biological process: TOR signaling.
AUACUAUAACUGAGUGCUAAACUUUAUAAGUAAAUAACCUCGAUCAUAGUACAUGUAACGUUAGAUAUAAAGUUUAAUUCAGUGAUUCAGCCGGAUUUUUUUACGUGAAUGACUGGCUGGAUUUUUAGAAGACACAAAAGUAUUCACAUGGGACCAAGAUAAAUAAACUGUUACACAGCAUAUGGUGCGAUACAGUCCAGAUUUUUCCGAUAAAUGUAGUUGAAUGAAAAACAAUUCAUAUUUCCCAUCCUCUAUUUACUGAACGUCUAUCAUACUCACUUCUGAGUAGCAGUUGUCAACUGAGCUCGCUGAAAGUCUUUAGCGAGUCGCUUUACUUCUUCCCAUUCUGAGCUGGCCAUUUUACCGGAACGUCAGACAGACUGACAGAGUCAAAGCUAAGGUGAAUAAAGUGUGGCGAAAAAAUGGCUCAGAAAACGGAAGAUGUGGCUUGUAAAAGUGGAAAGAAAACCGAAACAUUCAGCUUUGGUCCAUGGACAAUAACAAGUGUGAAAGCACAUAUAUCAAAGACAGAUGUAGUAACCAAGCAUGAAGAGGAAUUAGAGCUCCCUCAGCUACCAGAGAUGACGUUUGGAGAUAAUGUCCUUCGCAUCCAUCAUUCCGGCGGGUUUGGGAUAGAGUUCAACACGAUAGAUGCUCUCAGACUGGUAGAUAACAAGCAUGAUACAAUGAAAGUAGCGGCCGCUGAUACAUGGCAGGAAGCAAGGAGUGAUUGUGAGUUUAUCUCAAAGGUGAUAAAGCCAUUUGAUUGGACAUACACAACAGACUACAAGGGUUCCAUCGUGAAUUCAAACGGAAACCAUUGUAAGGUCAGUGAAACGGAUGAAAGAAUAGACAUUGAGAAGCUGAAAGUGAGAGAAAAGAUCUUCUUCUUUGAGGACAUGCCACUCUUUGAAGAUGAACUAGCAGAUAACGGCUGUGCCAUCCUUACUGUGAAAAUGAGAGUGAUGCAAUCCAGUUUCUUCCUACUGAUGAGAUUCUUUUUAAGAGUAGAUGGAGUUCUAGUCCGCAUCAAUGAUACAAGAUGCUAUCAUGAGGCUGGCACGAAGUACAUCCUGCGCGAGUAUAGCAGUAAGGAGAAGUCCAUCCAGGCUCUGGGUCUCGAACCGCAUGAACUGCAGGAUCCAAUCAAACUUAACGAAAUGUUGGACACGGUCUCACAGACUUUUGAAAAACUGGAGUUUCAGACAGACUCGGAACAAGCGAUGUCAUGAUAGGACCUUCUGUAUGUUUACUUUCACAAUGAAGCUGUCCUACUUGUGGACACUUGUUGGGACAAGUUCAGUCAUUCUUGUACAUCAGUGAGUGAUUAGUGACAAAGGCCAGGGAGAGAAAUUUCGGAUUUAAAACUCAGAAGAUCGACUUCAGUGUAAAGUUUGCUUAAUUUCAGAACAGUAUGUCCGUCGAUUCUGAAGCCCCUUGUCUUCAUUUCUUUGGAGAAGUGGAACACCAAUUCAAAUUUAGAAGGACCUUUGGAAUCACACGAUUAAGUGUAAGAAGAAUGAAUUCAGACUUCUUACAGGGCCAUUAGGAAACUUGUCGGAAGUCUGUGCUGUGUCUCGUAGCAAGGAUCCCGUUACAAAGGAGCCAUGCAUUUUUUCAGAGCGGCUUUCCUGCACUCCCCAUUUUCUUGUCUAUGAUGAAAUAUGAAGAUUGGCUGAGGGAAGGAUGUGUCUCUUACUUUUGACAAGGUACCUUACCCAUUAUGUUACUUGUUGCCUUCAUACAUGUAGAAACACGGUGUGCAACAAAGUUCAAUUCAAAACCAUGGUUGCAUUAUUGUACCCAGCAAUGAAUAUUUUUCAGAAUGCACACUCAACACACACAAGGUGCAUUUCGAAAGGCCAAUUGGCAGAAUCACAGCCGUUGAAAAAUCACUUGAGCACAUUGGAGUUCAUAAUCAUGAUUGUAUGGCGAUGAACCUGCAUUGCUGUGCACACCAAGUUGACCUCUACUUCCUGGGUCAAGUGGCUUGGAUUGUAUGAGGAAGAAUCCGUGUUGAUUGAAAAUUGCUUGAAUGCUAUCUAGCCCACAGCAACGAUGUUUUAUGUUUACAAUUUGAUUCUUUCAAUCAUGGUUGUGAUCCCAGCAUUACAAACUUAGUUGAAUACUCCAGGCCAAAAAAUUGUUAUUUUGUAUUCUGGGGAGCUACUUUCCACAACUUGCUGCCUAAGCCUGCAAUAUUGGAUAAUCUAAACUGACCGGGGGGGGUUGAAUCAACCCCCCCCCCUCAACAUUUUCUGUGAUCAUUUCGCCGUGCGAAAUUUUUUUACCGCGCCACUCACAGAGUUUAUACUUUCAAGUCUCGUGCAUCUUUUGAGACCAAAUUUGCGACGCCCAGGUACGCGGUUCCGAAAUUACGCAACAUUUCGUAAGUGCAUGUCAGACCAAAAAUUGUUCCAAAACGUGAUUUUGUGUACAAAGUCAAUGCAAAUUGAGUUUUCUCAUCUUAUUCAUAAAGAUAUGUUUAUUUUUGCUUUAAACAGCUGAAAUCAAUUGAUUUUAGCAUAAUUAUGCUUCAAAAAGGUUGUGCAAUAAAUCUGGUGAAAAAAACAAAGAAAAACAAAAGGUUGAAAAACAAAGAAAUACAUAAGAAAUUCAUAAAACAAUAAAAUACAUAAUAAAUUGAUUUUCAAACCGAAGUUUUUUUCUAUUGUGAUUGUUAAGAAUGCUACAAAGAAUGUUUUUACCAAAAAUUAGCAUUCUAGGAGCUUUAUUUAGUGAAUUAGAGCAAAAAGUAUGAUUUAUGCAUAAAUUAGCAUAAUUAAUUCAUAUAAAAUAAAAUCUCAUUAUUUUGGAAAAUUUUACCAUACAGCCUUGUAGAUUACAUCGCACUCUACCAGCGUGCAAAUUUUUGCGGCGCUCGCGCGAUCGGCGGCCGAGAUCUCAGGGGGGGGUUGAAUCAACCCCCCCCCCCCGGCCACAGAACAGCCAAAAAAGCCCGGUCUAGUUAGGAUUAACACUGCACUGAAUGGAGAAUCCAAAUAUGUUUUGUAGAUUUUUAAACAAUUUUCAAGAGGAUAUUUUCAAAAUUUUUAAGCUCCACCCCAUUCCCUCUAUGACACCAUCUGUCCAUCUUAAUCAGCAUCACUAACAUUUUUCAUUAGACAAUGUUAUGUAGCUUCCCACAGCUCAGCACAUACUCAUAUCACAUGCUUUCAUACAAUACAUUUACAUUGUCUUUCAUUUGCUGUUGAUGCUGCAGUAUGUCUCACAAUGCAUCUUAUAUGUUGAGACUGCUAACAGGCGGUUACAAAAUAAAUGAGAUCCGAACUCUCUGUAGGGGUGGAGCUUAGCAAGUUCGACAAAAUUCUUCUUUGAAAAUUGUUUAAAAAUCAAUGAAAUAUAUUUGGGUUCUUAACCCUAAUAAGAGGGGGGUGGCGCGAUAAAUCCUGCGCACAAAUUUUUUUUUACUGCCUUGCUCGCGGACUUUUUACUUUCAAGUCUCACACAACUUCUGAGACCAAAAUUGCGACCCCCAGGUAUGCGGUUUAAAAAUUACGCAAAAUUUUGUAAGUGUAUGCAGACCCAAAAUAGUUCAAAAACGUGAAUUCAUGUACAAAUCCAAUGCAAAUAGUGUUUUUAGCCAAAAUUCAUAAUGUAUCAUUAAUUUUCCUUUUUCUGAUUAAAAUCAAUUAAAUUCAUCAUGUUUACGGUCAAAAUAAAGUCCUAAUUUCCAUUGAAAAAAAAAAAACUAAAAGUUGAAAAAUAUGUAUAAGAAAUUAAGAAAACAUAAAAUCAAAUGUGAUGUUGACAUUUUUUAAAAGUACAUUUGAUCAGAUUCCUAUAAAGAGUCUUCGAACCCAAAAUUAGCAUUUUAGGGGCAUUAUUUAGUAAAUUAGAGCAAACUUUUGAUUUUACACAUAAAUUAGCAUAAUCAAUUAGCAAUGAGAUUUUUUGCAGGAUUUGAUCUUGUAGUUUUGAAGAUUAUGCCAUGGUAACACGUGGCAAAUUUUUGUCGCGAUGGACGGCCAAGAUCAUGGGGGGGGGGCUUAAUCAGCCCCCCCCAGUCUUCUUAGGCAUAGAAAUAGCCCAGUCUAAAAUAGGGUUAAAAUGUAACAUAUCAGUUUUUAGUACCACUAUGCAUCAAUAGGAGUCAACUUGGAUUUCGAUGGCACAGAACCUUCAAAGAAUUCAAACUGUUGGUAAUGACAUCAAUGUGCCCAUCUCAAGAGUAUAAAACUCCAAUGUACAUUAGUAAUUUUGUUUGCAGAAGUGUGGCUUAUUGGUUAAGUCCCUAGACUGUACCACAAGGUCCGAGGUUCAAAUCCCACUGCAACACUUGUUUCCCUUUGUCAAGGUGUUUAUAUUUGCCACUCUCCGCACAGGUGUAGUGAAUGGGAACUUGGUAGGAAGAAUUUCCUUGAAUGCGCCUGAUCAGGGUAGCUGUGCCAAUAGUAUGCAGUGCUUGCAUUAAGCGUUAUAAAGGUCCCAUAUCAGAAUAAAAAAGUGGAAAGGGCAACAUUCAUCCAAUUCUGUGAUGAUUUAGUUCAUCACUUUGUUGAAUCAAAUCAUGAGAAAAAAAUUGUGAUGUAAAAGCAUUAAAAGGGCUUGUAAUUCCAGAAAUUAAGACUCAAUGGCAUUCAAGAAAUGAUUCUUUUCUAUCAUUUGUGACAUUUCUGUGAUACUGGAGAAAUUAAGUAAAGUUGUGAAUGGAAUAAAAUUCAAUGAAAAUAACAGAGAA